AUGAACGCCAACGGGCACCGGCUCCGACUGGAGAUGCCCGCCCACAUGCAGUCGUGGACGGGACGACCGGGCGGUCCGUACGCGCAGGCGGCGGGCGACACCACUCGUGCGAGAGCCGGCCCUCUGCGCGUCGGCAAGGUGCCGGGCGUGCCCAAGCACGAUACGCUCGACGCCUUGCCGAGAGGUGCAGGCAGAGCACCCGCCGCAGGACCGGAGAACGAAGCGGGUGAGAAUACGGCUCACGUUCACGCUCGCACGCCCGGCUCCGGCGACGCCGGCGGUUCGGAAUGUGACGGCAUGGAGAGUCUCUCGGAGAGCCCACGGCAAGGCCGGCAGACCGUGGUGUCCAUGGACGGCGGUCGUUUCUCUCGGGGCGGGGGGUGA
Messenger RNA from Drechmeria coniospora, 384 nucleotides. RefSeq lists its product as uncharacterized. The record is from RefSeq and is a predicted model, not a curated record. NCBI's taxonomy places the organism in Eukaryota, Fungi, Ascomycota, Sordariomycetes, Hypocreales, Ophiocordycipitaceae. Bases 1 to 384 code for a protein of 127 amino acids. The transcript has 2 exons.